CUAUUGUUUAAUGACGAGGAGAGUGUAUUUCCUCUUUUACGAACAACCCUUUUUGGUGAUGAUUCGCUACCUUGUGGUAACAAGAUAGCAGUUGUCGGUGUGGAUAACGGUAUCGUGAUAUUUGAAUUAAUAAUGUUACUAUUGACCAUUGAAUUUGCACAGCUUGUGCUUGUUGAUAUUAUGUCACCGCUACUCAUUCUUCAAUCUUUCACUGAGGAAUUAGACUCUGCAUUUCUUGGCUUGCUUACGAUUUCAACAUCAGGACAAAUAUUCAGACUACACGUAAAAAAUCGAUUUCUAUAUAAGGGUGUUGAAAGAAAGAUGCCGUAUAUGGAUAACAAGAUUACAGAGUUGGACUACGUGGCCGAUGGUGGUUCAUCAAGGGUUCUGAAAAAAAUGCUGGUCAUUAAUGGCAACGAAAUACCUGUUGCCAUGAAAAUUGUAGAUGGAAAAUCGAAUGAAGCUGCCAGAGAGCUUAAAAUCUAUUCCAAGAUACAAACACACGAAAACAUUAUUAAAUUUUAUGAGUCACGUCAUGAACCAGAUGGAUCCUAUACAUUUGUUUUAGAAUAUGGGGAGUUGGGAAGUCUACGCGG
This is a messenger RNA of Acaulospora morrowiae, 596 nucleotides long. The record is from the annotation of a GenBank genome assembly. Lineage: Eukaryota; Fungi; Glomeromycota; Glomeromycetes; Diversisporales; Acaulosporaceae.